Ictalurus punctatus (channel catfish) is the source of this 4225-nucleotide messenger RNA. RefSeq names its product DENN/MADD domain containing 6Aa (gene dennd6a). The record is from RefSeq and is a predicted model, not a curated record. The transcript is spliced from 20 exons. Gene Ontology annotation, cellular component: recycling endosome. Gene Ontology annotation, molecular function: guanyl-nucleotide exchange factor activity. Bases 276 to 2084 code for a protein of 602 amino acids. Lineage: Eukaryota; Metazoa; Chordata; Actinopteri; Siluriformes; Ictaluridae.
UAACCCGGAACUAACAAAACAUUAGAUUUACAUUCUAUAUACAAUCACUUCUCGCGGAAGUGAAUUAUAUCAAGAUUUGUGAAUUUUCUGAGCAACUCAGAACGUUGCCCGGUAUUCGAGGACCUCAGCGUCGUCUACGUAAGAAGCGUAACCUCGGUCCGGAAUGUGUCUUUGUGUUUGCGGCGUAAGCUUCACUGCGCUUUCGGUGAGUAAAGCCCGGAGUGACGGUCAGUAACCACGCGAAGUAUUGGCUUUGGUAUUUUUGGUUUUCGAGUAUGGCCUCGCAAGGGUCGGAGGAAAUAUCGGAGCAAACCGAAGAAGCCGAACUACCGCAGGACGAGGAGGAUUUGAGGGUCUCCCCGGCGGAGGAAAUGCCCGCUGACGGGCCCGGGGAUGGGGAGCCACCGGAGCAGCUUCUGCUACCGUGGGACCGCUUCUCCGCCUGGCUUCACUGCAUCUGUGUGGUCGGCUUCGACCUGGAGCUCGGCCAGGCCGUGGAGGUUAUAUACCCUCACCAUUCAAAGCUCACAGAGAAAGAGAAAAUGAGCAUCUGCUACUUGUCAUUUCCAGAUUCUAACUCGGGCUGCUUAGGGGACACACAGUUUUGCUUCCGUUUCCGGCAGGCGGCGGGCAGGAAGUCCUCGCUCGGAUGUUUUCUGGACCACUUUGACAGAGACGCACCGGUUUGCCUCAAGAAAGAUCAGGGGCAUUUCUACGGUUAUGUCUACUUCAGACAAGUUCGAGAUAAAACGUUGAAGAGGGGCUACUUUCAGAAGUCUCUGGUUCUCAUCAGCAAGCUCCCUUACGUCACCUUCUUCCACUCGCUUCUGAAGCUCAUUGCCCCUGAAUAUUUCGAGAAACAGGAGCCAUGUUUAGAAGCUGCUUGCAAUGAUAUUGACCGGUGGCCAACACCAUGUCCAGGCAAGAUCUUAUCUCUCCCAAUCAUGGGUGUCGUCAUGAAGCUGCGUAUACCGACGUGUUAUGACAAGCCCGGCACCUCACAGCUUGUGCAGUCCACCUCGAGCGACAGUCUCGUGUCUGUUGUUCUUCCUACCAUCCACGAAGUGGACCUGUUCAGGUGUUUCUACCCCGUGUUCUUUCACAUCCAGAUGUUGUGGGAGCUGGUGCUGCUCGGGGAAGCACUCGUCGUAAUGGCACCGUCGCCGGCGGAGUCGUCGGACACGGUGCUGGCGUUAGUCAGCUGUAUCGCACCCCUGAAGUACUGCAGUGACUUCCGGCCGUACUUCACCAUCCACGACAGCGAGUUCAAAGAGUACACGACCCGAACCCAAGCUCCGCCGUCUGUCGUCUUGGGCGUAACAAAUCCUUUCUUCGCCAAAACACUUCAGCAUUGGCCUCACAUCAUCCGCAUAGGGGACAUGAAGCAAACAGAAAUGGCCAAACAGAUGAAGGUGAAGAAAUUAAAAAACCUGAAAACUCUGGAUUCCAAACCAGGAGUGUACACUGCAUACAAGCCUUUUCUGAACAAGGAUGAAGACAUCAUUAAGCAGCUCCAGAAGGGAGUUCAGCAGAAACGUCCAUCUGAGGCCCAGAAUGCUAUUCUGCGGCGAUACUUCUUGGAAUUAACACAGAGCUUCAUCAUUCCCUUGGAGCGCUAUGUGGCCAGCCUGAUGCCUUUACAGAAAAGCAUCUCUGCCUGGAAAAGUCCUCCUCAGCUCAAGCCAUUUAUACAAGAGGAGUUUAUGAAGACUCUGGAAAAGGCCGGUCCUCAGCUCACAUCUCGCCUCAAAGGAGACUGGAUUGGUCUUUAUAGGCAGUUCCUUAAAUCGCCCAACUUCGACGGCUGGUUCAGAAACCGCAGGAAAGAGAUGAUGCAGAAGCUGGAGGCCCUGCAUCUCGAGGCGCUUUGUGAAGAGGAUCUGCAACUGCGAAUUCAAAAACACACCGAAGUGGAAACAGUUGAUCUUGUUCUCAAGCUGAAAGAUAAACUGACGCAGGCUGAGCGAGAGCAGCUGCCUGUAAGAGCAGGGACGCUGGCCAAACUUCAGUCCCACAUUGACUCCAUUAUCCUCUCGCUUCCGGAGGACCUGCAGGGCAUCCUGCACAAACCAGCCACACCCUGACCCCCAACACAAGCUCUACUGCAGAAACAAGGACGAGACGACCGAGCUGAUCACGGCUUUGGGGUUUGGAGGUUUAACACCAGAACUGUUCCACAUAAGCUGUGAGCGUGUUUUUGUUUGUUUGUUUGUUUUGUUGCAACUGCAGUUACUCGUACAGAUCCAAGGUUAGGGCCAAGCUGCAGCGCAAUGCUGGCAUUGCCGGAGCCCAGAAAAGGCUAAAUCGGCCCGAUGAGAUUCGCUGCACUGUACGUGAAGAGAGGUGUUAGGAAUGUGCUCAUUCUUAAUAUCGAUGACUCUUUGUCUCUCACUAUGUGAGACUGACAUCUUGUUUUUAAACAUGAUUGCCUGGACAGUUUUCUUUUUUUUUUUUCUUUUUUUUUUGAGAUUAUCCAAGUUGGACAGGAAUCAUACAGAUUGAAUCCAGGGAGAUAAAAUGAAUGCUUAAUCCAGUGUCAGUGAGGUAUGUUUUUAGAUAUGGAUUAACCCUAAGCCUGGACCAGAAACAAUUUCCAGUUCCCUACUGUCCCGUUCAUAUAUCUGAACUCCAAAACUGACAAUUACAUCCCCAGUAGGUAUCAAUACCAAUCCUGGAAUGAAGGGACAUGGGUUUGAUGAAGCUGAUCAUGAUUUAAUUACAUAAAAUAAUUUCAGCCAGAGAGAACAACACUAACAGAACAUGCACAGAACCCUAAAUAUGUUAAUGAAGUAAACGUGCUUUUAUUUCCUUAAGAGGAAAUCAGGAAAUACAUCAUUUAUGCCUUUUUAUCACGUAUCAAUAAAUUAAAACGUUAACUCUGUAACGUUAUUGCAGAGAAAAUAAGAAAACAAAGAAAUGAAUUUUUUUUUUCUGAUUGAUUGCAAUCCCCAAGUACUUUCUUUUAUAAUAAUUAAUAUAUUAAUUCAUAUUAAAAAAACAGAGAAAGAAAAGUCAUUGUCUAUGGCACAGGUUCCCAUCCCCAAUCCUGACCCAGUGUCCUGAAGAGUUCAGAACAGCUGACUGAAGUAAUGAUAUUCUAGUUAGCAGCUCUCCUGAGUUAAGUAGAUGUGUUCGAGCACUGAAAUGCACUUGACAAGCAGUUCUCCAGAACCAGGGUUAGGAACCUGUGGCCCAUCAGUCAGUUUGGGAAAGAGCGCCCUCUGGGGGUUAAGUUAGUUGUGAAAUCCUAGUAAUGUCCUGCUGAGUCUGCUGUACUGUGCAUUCAGACCGAUUGAGUCAUUCGGUCUUUCGUUAUUUCCCAAGAAUCUUCAAAGCGAUCCUGAUUCGUAUGCCGAAUAAUUCCUACUCUAGCAGUUUGAUUCUUUUUUUUUUUUUUUUUCCCCCCCAUCUGUAUAUCAGACGCAUUGAUUGUGAUCAUAUUGAAAUGCAUGAAGUUCAUGUUGAAGCUCCUGCAAGCGUUCUUCUAUCAUGUGCCUUGUGAUGUGAUGUGAUGAGGAGCGAAAUGUAGAAACGACCAAAGAUACUGUCCUGUUCGUUUUGUUUUGUUUGUUUUUCUUUUCUUUUCUUUUUUUAAGCACAGAAUCAUUGACUGACACCUGAAGAAAUACCGCCACUGUUUUACAUCCUGUCACUUCUGAAGUGGUUGAGCAAUGAUGAACCUUGUUGAAGAACGUGGUUUCAUUAUUCCCUAACUCCGUCAGCUGGUUUUGUAGGUUUGUAGAUCCAACACUUGGUGGAAAUGACUUGGCUUUUAGUCCGAGAGAGCGAAAUGGGCCUUUUGACUGAGCCGGUAGUUGGUGCAAACCUGUAUAAAACUGUCUGUUAGGCAGCCGCUUGUGUUUUAUACAUACAGAGGAGCUUAUUUUAACAUGCUUAAAUUUUUUAUAUAAAAUCAAAUUGAUUAUUCUCUUGUGCAUAACAAACACUUCUUGAACAGUAUUUUCUAAUGCUGGUAUUUUUGAUCUUGAUCAUUUCUACAGAAAGUAAAUGUACAGUUAGUUGGCUAUGUAAUAACAAUAAUGUCAUAAAAAGGGGUUAUAACUCUGUAAACAGUGUAUAAAGAAGCACAGAUAUAACACGUUUACGCCAAUAUUUUGGCAUUCAAUAUUUUUUCUAUCAAAGCCAUAACCACUAAUGAAGUUCCACACGCAUUACCUGUCUCAUCAUGUUUUUUUUUGAUUGUAAAUAAAUACACACAAUCAGA